AUGGACAUGGAAGGCAUUGGCACGGACAGCCCGCCUGGCACACCCGUACAGCAGCUGGCUGUUCAAAUGUCGGUCGUUGUGCUUGAGACCCUUUUCUAUGGCAUCUUUCUUGUUCUCUUUUUCGCAAUGGGUUAUAUCCGCCUCCACUCGCGCAACAGCACACGACUGGGAUUCGGAGCUUCCUUUGGUCGCAGUCCAGUCGAACUUGCAUUGUUCGCACUUCUCCUUCUCUCGACCACGCAUUGGACGAUAACUCUUAUUUCCUUCUUUUCGACCUUCCUGGGCCCAGGGCGCGACAGUGUCGCUGCAAUGAUACACGCAUCUCGUAAUUCUCCAUCCCUCCUACGGCUUCAAUCAACUCAGAACAUGCUCACUUUGCUGUCUAUGGCGGUUGGGGAUGCAGUUAUCAUCCACCGUCUGUGGGUUGUCUAUACGCAUAACCUUCGGAUCGUCAUCGCCCCGCUCGCCUUCUGGGCCGGUCUCAUAGUCACCGGGUUCUACGUCGUCGUCAGACUUUACAUCAACCUUCCGAAUGCGCACAAAACCGUGUCUGGCUGGAUCACUGCAAAUUGGGUCUUAAGCGCAGCAACAUGCGUAUAUUGCACCACUUUCUUGGCUUGCAGAGUGUGGACCACCUGUCGUGAAAGUCCGGGCAAGAGAACCGGGAAACUUAUGGCUUCAUUGGUAGUUCUGGUUGAGAGUGCGGCUAUCUGGACCUCCUGGAUGUUGGUCUACAUCGUUCUUCACGAAGUGCACACGGUGGUACAGUUGGCUUUCAAUGCCUGCGUCACCUCCCUCCUAGGAAUCGUCAAUACUUCCAUCUAUCUUCGCAUUGCAGUCGGUGUCUCUGCUGCACCGCCACGACCUCGACCCAGGCCCCAAUCCGGAAUCACGAUCACGCAGACAGAGAUGAACACACGGGCUCCGGGCACAGAACUUGCCACUAUGACGAACGAUGCCUCGCUGUUUGGCCUAAGCGCUGUAUCAAGCGACCCCGAGUCAUCUGAGUAUGGCCUCGAAUACCAAUAUCCGAACCCCAUUGACUCAAGACGGUCCUCCUCAGUCAAAUACUCGUACUCCUUAUGA
Molecule: messenger RNA, 1086 nt
Organism: Mycena indigotica
Lineage: Eukaryota; Fungi; Basidiomycota; Agaricomycetes; Agaricales; Mycenaceae
Exons: 9
Coding region: 1-1086 (361 amino acids)
Source: RefSeq, a predicted model, not a curated record